Messenger RNA from Phytophthora nicotianae INRA-310, 204 nucleotides. RefSeq lists its product as hypothetical. NCBI's taxonomy places the organism in Eukaryota, Oomycota, Peronosporomycetes, Peronosporales, Peronosporaceae. The transcript has a single exon. The annotation marks the transcript as partial. The record is from RefSeq and is a predicted model, not a curated record.
GGUUCGUUCGACGGGAGCUUCCCCGGUCCCUGGGGCAAGUGGGCUGGAUCGUUCGACGGUAGUUUUCCUGGUCCCCACGGCAAGAACGUCCCGUUCCCUGGCAAGGGCAAAGGUAAGGGAAAGAAGAAAGCGAACGGUUCGGACGCCUCGGAGGAUACUCAGCAACAGACGACGCAACAAGAGGAUAAUUCGGCCUCAGACUAA